Molecule: messenger RNA, 357 nt
Organism: Ordospora pajunii
Lineage: Eukaryota; Fungi; Microsporidia; Ordosporidae
Exons: 1
Coding region: 1-357 (118 amino acids)
Source: RefSeq, a predicted model, not a curated record
AUGAGUAGAUGUGUAACGGUUCCUUUGAAGAUCAUGUCAGAUGCAUUGAAAUGCUUUGUGCAUGCUUCUGGAUCAGUAAUGUAUGGCACAAGCGUGGUGCAGUGUGUGGAGAUUGUGGGAGUAUGUGUUGAGGAAGGUAGAGGCUAUGCAAAAAUAUUGGAUUUCUGUGGAGAGGUGUAUGUGAGUGUUGCAGAAACACCGAUUGUGCCUGGAGUGUGCUACUCACUGAUAUGCAAGCCAUACAUAAAGAAAGGCGAGAUCAGGCUUCAUUGCAGGUCUGCAAGGAGAGUAUGUGUAUUUGAAGAGAUGUUUUUUUGGGCAGAAGCAUCGAGCUUGAGCAAGAGCAUAUAUUAUUGA